UAGGUAAUAAAAAGCAAGAGUAUUACGGUUAUUGAAAAUAAUCGGUAGUAUUCAUUCGUUAAUAUCACUCGGAAGUUGUUCGCCUAUUUAAUCUUCGUAAUAAAAUAUGUCAGCUAAUAACCACAAUAACGGUUUUAAGUCAUACGAGAAUGAUCACAAUACGUGUACAACAGGAAUAAUCAAAGAAGACAAAUGUGCAAUUAGCGAAUUAUCAUUAAAGUUUCUACAGUUGGUAUCUAUUUUUGAAGGCGAAGAUUCUGACAAGAAACAGAAAUGUGAGUUAAUAAUAGUAAUAAUUCUAGUUGCAUUCCUGUCAAUCGUUAUACAUAACAACCGGAUUAUAGGUGAUCAUUGAAAUGUUUAUAAUAGCUAGUACUAAAUCCAAAUGCUGUAAAUCUUUAUGGCGAAAACUUUUUUACAUAAUAAUUUUAAUGAGGAACCAAACGUUUUAACCAAACCUAACCAAAGUUUUAUUUCAUUAUUAACAUUGAAACAAUCCCUAUUACAGACAUUCAGACGGACAAAUUUGAACUUUUAUAGUUUUAUAUUUAAAAUAAUCAUGUCUAGAUAUUCAAUAUAAAUAAAUAUAAAUAACUUAUAGGUACAGUUAUAUAGAGUAAGUACUUUCACUUUAUCAUAAUAUUUAAAAUCAUAAUUUAUAUUUAGUUUACUUAAUUUUAAAUACCAAAAUACAAAAGUGUUUAGGUAGGUAAUGGAAAUUACAGAAAAAAUGUACACCUGAUGUACAAAACUAAAUAUUGUUAAUAAUUACAUAAACAACGAAUCGGUUGUCGAAUUUGUUUUGCAUUAUUAUUUUAGGUAGUUAGGUAUUACUAAUCUAGAUUAAAUUAUAAUAUAACUAUCAAACAAGAAUUAAUUGAAUUAUGUGUACCUGAAUAACCAUUAGCUGUACCAUCCGUUAUGCUGAGGAACAGAGUGGCCGGUCCGGAAAUGGGAAUUUACCAAAUAGCAUGUACCGUAUUUUGGCCAGGUGGCCUCAUAAUUUUAUAUAUAAUUUACUCGUAUUAUUUAAAAACUUAAUAAAAAUUGUUUGUAUGGAGUAUUUCGAUAGACCGUGAAAUUAUUGUAGGUACCAUGAUUAUUAAUGUAAAUAUGAACAAUCGUUGAAUACAAAAUUACAAACUAUUAUAUAACUUCAAACAUAAACAAACAAAAAAAAAAUAAAAAAAUAUGGUUGGCAUAACUUAAGGAAAAUAAAAAAAUAACCUUCUCAAUACACCAACUAAACAAAAUUUGAUACUUGAAACAGUUGAAACCAUUGCUGAAGUGGUUGCAAAGCGAAAGCUUUUUUACAGACAGUAAAAAAAAUAUAUGACAUAAUACCAUACUAAAACUAACUAGCUUCGCUCAGUAUCUAAAAUGUAUUAACCAUUAAAUAAUCCAUUUAAUGUGAAUAUUACGUUGAAUAUUUAACUCUUAAACUAAUUUUAUUUCUUAGAUGUAUUAUCACAACUAACAUUGAACUUGUUCGACAAAAUAGUGCUUGAAAUAAUUUUUAACUACUAAAAUAUAUAAUAAUAAUACAAUAUUAUUAACUAAAUUUUUUUUUGACACAUAACACACAACAAAUUUCCAUUAAAAAUAUUUUAUCUAGUUUUGUGGGUUCAAAAAUUAAAACGCUAUAAUCGAGCGUACCGUAGUGAGAUUUAAUUACUACGUAUUUUAUUGGGCGGUCUGGAUAAAUUUCAAUCUCCGGUCUGAAUUUAGUUUCCACUUAGCCCCUGGUUAUGCUUAUAUGAAUGUAUGCCUAAAACUUUAUGUAUUUAUAUAUGUAUGUAUAAAUAUAUGUAUAAUAUUUAUAACUGUACAGUAUAUAGAUUUUAACUUAUUAAUAAUAAUACACCGAUUCAUACAAUAUUGAUUUGAAUAAAAUUAAUUAAUAAUAAUAUCAUAGAACACAGAUUAUCUAGUAAAAUUAAUACUACAAGUCCAUACGUGUAUUAUUAUAAUAAAUAUAAUAAAUUGACGUAUAGACGUAUCAUCAUAGGCGUGCGCAGACCUUGGUAGCAGGGAGACAAAACAUACAUUAUUAUAUAUAAUAUAAUUGAAUAUUAUUUUGGUUAUUAGUUAGUUCGAUAAAUAUUAGUGAUGGAAGUAUUUUAAUUUUAUAUAUCUUUAAUUUAAUUACAAAAUUAACUGUUUUUGGAAGAAAAAUUUAGCCCGCAGGAAGGGCAGUUGCCCACCUUGCCCCCCCCCUCGUGCGCACGCCUAUACGUAUCAUAGCAUACUAUAUAUGAGAUAGUACUAAGCGAGCCAUCAAAAUGUAUUAAAAAUUAAACCGUACCUACCUGCAUAAAUCAUAAUGUUAUUUCAAAAAAUAAGUUCUUAUUAGAAUAACUGUAAUAUAUUUUAACAUGCAACAUUUUUCUUUUUAAUUAAUAGUAAAUCAUUAUUUUAUUAUUAUUAUUAUUGAAACUUUGAAAAAACAACUAAUUACAACAGUUAAUAAGUAUUCAGUUAAAUGAUUGUUAAAAUAACAAAAUAAAAAUAAAAGACAUCCCAGGAUAAUGCGGACGGGUGCAACCACUGUUAUAGAUAAUUUAACGUAUACCUGUAAGCAACGGUAACCCAUUGCUUACGAAAAAACGAUUCUGAACGAAGUUCAGUUGAUAAUUAUGCUUUAUCAACAACAUAUGUUAUUUUAUAGCAGAAUAAUUAAAUAGGCUUUAUAUAUUUUCUUUAAUAAUAUUUAUUUAAUGCUGUACCGAUUUUUCCAGUUUUCCUAAGUUUUCUUGAUUUUUCACAUUUGCUAGGAAAACUCUUAGAAAAAUCGAAAAAUGACCUCUUUAAAGUACCUUCCCAGUCAAAUUUCCUUUCAGAAAAGUUGCUAUCAUUAUAAAUUGGACAAAAAUUGCUGGUAGAAAAAUUGUUCACAGGAAUAAAAAAGAACGCCGUAAUAUAUUUUAACUAUUACCUACAUUUCUUAUAUUUUCCCUUUUUUUUCGGUUUUUCGCAUUUGAUGAACAAACACUUGAGAAAGUCAAAAAAUGGCUUCCUUAAAGUACCUUCUCACACCGAUUUCCUUUUAAAAAAGAUGCUACACUUAAAAAUUUGAGUAAAUCUUCUGGUAGAAAGGUUAAAAAUAAGAUUAAAAAUGAAGUAAAAAAUAAUCUUUAUAAAACUAUAAGCUUUUUCACUCCACUUAAAAUCUAAAAUACAAAUAAUAAAAUAUUAAAUUAGAAAAUCAGACUGAUAGAUGCAUGAAAUAAUUGAUAAGAUGAUAUGAGGAAGAUGUAAAGAAAGAAUCGAUUGUACAUUGAAGGGGAAAUAUUGGAACUUACUAAGGCAGAGACAGUAUUACGUUAUAAUAACAAAUAAUAACAAUUAUGAUUAUAUACUUAGAAAAUAUGCACAAUCAUAAUUAGGAAGCAAGGGGGGGGGAACUGUAUAAUUUUUUUAUUUGACACUUCAAUCGCUAAAAAAUUAUAAAAUAUAUGACCUUAUAUAACGUGGUUGUAUUGGGUUGGGUUAGGAAAGGGUAGGUGCAAAUUUUGAAAUAAUAUUAGGUAAAACGAUUAUAGUGUUAAUUGUUUAAUCGUGGUCCGCUAACACUCAUGUCCGUACGAUUUUUAGUUUUGUCACAGAGACAGUUAACGGCGGAGGCGGAAACGGAAGUAGCGUCGCCGACGAGCGACGUCCCGGCGUCGGAGGAAAUAGACAGCACAAACAACGGCGGCGGUACGACUUCUGCGUCCGGUGUGGCCGUGAUGAAUUACGUCGGUGGUGACGGAGGCGGGGGCGACUGGAUAAUGCGAAAGCCGGAACGGAACCUGUUGAUCAUCGUACACCCGUGGUGCAUGCUCCGCAAAUCGGGGGCGGACAGACAGUCGGAAUUCCCGCCGCCCGGUUUUCUACAAAGUCUUAAGGCGAAACUGCUGGCUCUCCACCGGAAAACAGCGGAAGAACAACGGCACUGCAACCAUCCGUCCAUGACGGCCACCACGGUCAGGCGGCGCCGGCACACCAACCAGAACAAGAUGGUCGGGUGCUGGUUUCAGUAUACCGCGGCCGCCGCCGCAAUCAGUGGUCCACGCGCCAAAACGAUCACAGGCUCCGGAGCAGUACCUAUUCAUCAUGAUGAACCCAGAGCGGUAGAUUUUUUAACAGCUAAACAGCGAUUCGCUACUGUCGCCACUAAAUUAGACAAAACCAACACGUCUAGUUCACGCUCAAGGUCUGGAAAAUAG
Messenger RNA from Cinara cedri, 4208 nucleotides. The record is from the annotation of a GenBank genome assembly. NCBI's taxonomy places the organism in Eukaryota, Metazoa, Arthropoda, Insecta, Hemiptera, Aphididae.